UGGGGCUAUAACACAGUGUUGACUGGGUGUCACCAACAGACUAACCUCACCGCUGUAGUAACCUAACGUCUCAUCAGCUCUUGUCGCUGCUUGAUCAACCUUUGCCCUCAGGUGAUGUUUAUUACCGCAUUCACCGGUCUCGCUAAUCGUCUACGUUGUCGCCGAGGUGAAAGAAAUUUGUGUUUGUCUCCGCUGAUAAUUAUAAUGAUAAUGGUAGUAGCUUCGGUACAAUUAGAAAACAAAAUACGUUUCAGGCUGAACAUUGUGGCUCGUGAUUAAACUUUGGUAGAGACGGCUCCGAGCUCGAAGGCGCACCUGAAGGCAGCAGCAUUCGUGAGCCGCCCCCGCCGUGAAGAAGCGACAGACAGACAAACAGACUGACUGGGGGCCUGGCUUCGCUUCACCACUCACCUAAUCAGUCGGUCCGCGGCUCUUUGUUUCUGUCAUGAAUAAGCUUCGUCGCCUUCGCUUCAGUUUCAGACCGAAAGCAGAGGCGUUAGCGGCGGCCACGAGCGCUCGUUCCGUUUUGGAGACGUUGUAGAAGAACAGAGGGAGGGAGGAAAGUGUGACUGAGCCGUCCGCUCCAAAGUUGGCACUCGGCUCUCAUGUUUGGUACUUGUUGAGGAGGCUGUGUUCGCAAACACAACACUGCGACGUGCAGGGAACAGGACCUUCUGCAUCGCCAUGAGACAGUGACGCACGGGGACAGUGAUGGCAGAGCUGGAGAUUGACCAGUCCAACCUUCCACGUGUCCAAGAAGUGUGCCAGUGUUUUGCUGUGUUAGAAGAUGGAGCGCUGGCACACAACCUGCAGGAACAAGAGAUCGAGCAGUACUAUACCACCAAUAUCCAGAAGAACCAGCUGGUGCAGAAUGACAUCCGUGUAGCCAAGAGGCUGCAGGAUGAGGAGGAGGAGCAGCGGGCCCAGCAGAGUGCCCUCCUCAGACAGGCCACCAGACAUCUAGAGGAGCAGGACUUUGAGUACGCCCGCGUGGUCCAGGAAGAGCUCCAGCGAUGUGCAGAGGAGGCCCAGAUGAGAGAGCUGGAAGAUGAGGAAAUGGCUAAACGGAUCCAGGAGGAGGAGGAGCAGAGGAUCAGGAGGAGGAGCAGGGGGCAUGAGGGUCAUAGUGAAGGCAGCACCAGAGACCCUGCACUGGUAUCACCACACCAGCACACACUCAGCAGCCAUCACCAAGGGGAGGAACAGUCCUCAUCUCCCACCACCAGGUGGCGGCAUUGUUCCGCUUCUCAUAACCAUUCAGAUUUAACUGGGCCUCAGACUGACUGCCCCAGGGGGGUAGCAGCUCAGAAAAACACAACUUCAUGGUCAAAUCAAGGACGCACAGACUCCAUUAGGCAUACCAGAGGUGAAUUGAGAGAGAACUUGAGUGACAAUUCAGAUGACUCGGAUGAAGUUUUCUCUAAAGAGCUCUCUGUGUUGUCCCGGCAACUGUAUGAAAGGCUCAACACAGCUCCCCCCCGACAGAGGGCACCUUUACAUCACUCACAAGAGAGAAAUUUCAGAAGUCUUUGCCCUCGCAGCAACUGCCCAGACGAGUUCAGAGACUGGGAGCAGGAGCAGGAGGAGGAGGAGGAGGAGAGACAGGAGUCAGAUGAAGACUGGUACGAAAAUGGUGAUCGACAAAGGAGGAGGCCAAGGAAUCAGGUUCAGGAGAGAAACUACAGGGAGGAGUCCGAUGGUUGGCACAGGAGCAGAAAUGUAGAUACAGAUUGUAGGCUUAGUGAGGCUAGAGAGAGGCGAUGUAGUCGCAGCGAAUCGGUCAGGCUACCUAACAGGAGAAGACACAGCAACAGAGACGUGGCGAGGACCUGGAGCUACAAGGACAACCCUGACAAACAUGUCCAUUUUCGGGAUGACAAUAGAAACUCUAACAGGCAGCAGAGUGAAAGCAGAAAAGUGUGGGAGAUGCUGGGCCAUGUCCUCAGAGAGAGGGGUGUGCCUGUGAAGUUUGGAGGCAAUGGGGCGCCACUGCAAAUAAGGCCUCAAAGCAGAGACAGCCAGGUGCUUCAUGGGAGCGAGGUCUCCUACGGUGACUCCCAACCACAUCAGAGAGCCUUCCAGAGAGCAGCCACCAGCAGGCACAGUUUCCAUGGAGACAUCAGGGAGAGGAGGAGAUUGCCACACCGAGAGAACAGUGGGAGAGAUCAGAGAGAGGACGGAGACGGGCAACGUGAUAAUGGAGACGUUUAUGAGAUUAGUGAUCGAGACUCGCAUCUCGCUAGCAGAGAGAGACAAGGCAGCAAAAGGUGGAAAGAGCACAGAUACGUGAACAAAGACGAGAGGGGAGAGGGGAAUGCAAAUGAUUACAGAGUCAGAAGGACAACAAGUGUACGCAGUCAUUGGCACAAGACCGCAGAGGAAAGGUUAAGAGUGGAGGAGGAGCAGGAGGCGGAGAGGAGAGCGCAGCGGCCCCAUCGAAGAGCUCCACAGCAUAGCCAAAGCCUCAGAAGCUGCAGCAGGGCUUCAGCCAGGGAUAGGUCAAGGCACGUGGCAGCAGGAGAGUCACUGCAACCUGACCCAAGAGAGACGAGCCUGGACCUGAGUGAAAUGCAGCAGGUCCUAGAAGAUGAAGAGCUGGCCCGCAUGCUGCAGGAGGAAGAGCAAAGGCUGUUGAGGCGGAACUCCCAGUCUUCUCCACGCAAUUCUUAUCCACAAGGAGAUUUCAGAGUAGCACAGGUGGCACAGGAUGAGGAAAUUGCACGUUUUAUGCAGAAGCAGGAAAUUAAGACAAAGCGCAGAUCUCGUGAGCUGGAAGGGCCGGCAUCGUGGCGCGAGCACAGAGCGAUGAUCGCUCAUCAUGACAGACGAGCUGCAAGAGAGAGACAGCGAGAGAGACUUGACUCAGAGGGACUUCCCUCCCCCACCGAGGACUGCUCCCCAGAGAACCAGCCGCCCAGCCCAGUCUCCACUAUACCACAAGCCCAGCAUAUCAGAAACAUUGCAGAGGAAUUGGACCCAACGUUUCAGGCCAGGAGACAGGACACAGAGAGCCUCGGAGUGGGACAAACGGGUCUUCCCGUAACACAUUCUGGCAACGACUUCCUUGAGGAACCUACUUUCAUUCCUCCAACUAAGCGGCUAACGGACAAAGCAGGACGCAGUAAACCCAAAGAGAAGAAGGAGAAUUGCAAGCAACAGUAGAUUCCAACAGUGUACUGUUUGAAUGUGUAUAUAUUAUACAACAUCAGUCCAGCUAGAGUUCUCACUACUUUAAAGUUGAAACUGACAAUGGAUAUUCCUGCCCCUACUAGCACUUUAGACCAGUUGAACAAAGAGACUUUUUAGAAUUCUUCUUGAUUAAGUGAAUCAUGACAACACUUGGGUUGCAUGCCUCUAUCAUUCUCAAAGGGAAAUUUAUUGAAGUAUGUUUUUUUUUUUUUUUUUUGGAAUUAUUCCGUGUAGUGCUUAAUUUAAAUAGUAUAACUUUUUUUUUUAUAGCUGUACCUUUUAUUUGUCUUUAUUUCCAUAGUGAAACAGCAUACUAUUAGCAUCCAAUACACUAAACGGGAGUAACCAGGUAGUCGACUGGAUUCUUCCGCUCUUAGCAGCACUAGUAGGGUUGUCUAUAUGUGAUGUUGGCCUGAACUGUGCACUUUGCAGACUGUUGCUGUAUCUCACCCACAGGUUUUGACAAGUCAAUUUGGUUGUUUACGAGAAGCGAAAACAAGAAGUUACUGUGUACAAACCUUAAAGCUGAGUUACAUUGGGUUAGGCGACUUGAAGUCUUGAAGUCAUCCGCUUUGGAGCUUGUGCCAACUGUGUCAAAGCAGUUUGUCAAGGUUCCUGUCAUGUUUACCGCUGUACAACGACAAUCAGGGGAACUUAUUUAACCUUUAAUAAAUGGAAAGCCCUUUUUGUAUCUGCUGGA
This is a messenger RNA of Mugil cephalus (flathead mullet), 3889 nucleotides long. It is a transcript of the gene ccdc187, whose product is annotated as coiled-coil domain containing 187. The record is from RefSeq and is a predicted model, not a curated record. NCBI's taxonomy places the organism in Eukaryota, Metazoa, Chordata, Actinopteri, Mugiliformes, Mugilidae. The transcript has 13 exons. The coding region runs from base 712 to 3162 and encodes 816 amino acids.